Ceratitis capitata (Mediterranean fruit fly) is the source of this 2915-nucleotide messenger RNA. RefSeq names its product transmembrane channel-like protein 7. The record is from RefSeq and is a predicted model, not a curated record. The transcript is spliced from 3 exons. Gene Ontology annotation, molecular function: mechanosensitive monoatomic ion channel activity. Gene Ontology annotation, cellular component: plasma membrane. Bases 189 to 2516 code for a protein of 775 amino acids. NCBI's taxonomy places the organism in Eukaryota, Metazoa, Arthropoda, Insecta, Diptera, Tephritidae.
AUGCAUUCUGGAUUUUUUCAAGCACGGCAACGCUCUUGUUUAUAUAAAUACGAUAUUUGUUUCAUAAACGUUCAUGGCAGGACAGUUAUGCGUUUUUAUCGUAGAUUCGUAAAACUAAAUGGCAGCAUCAUCUAUAAUAAAUACAAACAAGAAGUUUUUUUGCGAUUCUUAAUCUUGGAUAUCUGAUAAUGUCCGACGCCUCAAAAAAUAAGCAGAAAACAAAAAAAGCAAAUGGUUGGGAGGAAGCUGGUUGCGAAUUUUAUCAGGAAAACUAUUGUGCAGAUUGGGAUGGUUUCGCUAAGAACCCCAUAGCGAUAACUACUUUACUACCGUCAAAACAAAACAGGCUAGGUACCACAAAACGAAACUAUACCCAUCAAGACCGAAAACAGAAAAUUUGCUGGCAACAGUUUUCAUCAACUGCUCCAAGAACCUACCAACAGAAUGAAGGACAAUUCUCAUUGUUGCCAGAUUUGUCGCAAAUUAUUAAUGAUGAGGAGCACAUCUGGGAAGAGAUGUUCCAAAUCAAGCAGUUACCACUGUCGAUGCAUCAAAAGAAAGAAUUUAAAUUGGACUUGCAGAGUGCAACGAAAUUACGACUUCAAGGAUUUAAUCAACUUAAGUGGAAACAUCGCAAAGCUUGGCAAAAAAUAGCAUUAGAAUGGUCCAAAUUCAAUGCUGCUAUUAAAUUAUGGCAGUCGUCUUUGAAAAAUAUUGAAGGACAUUUUGGAAGUGGCGUUGCUGCAUAUUUCACAUUUCUACGAUGGCUCUUUUACCUUAACUGUGUUACAUUCCUAAUAAUAAUAAUAUUUGUAAUCAUUCCAAAUAUUCUCACAUACCAAAAUUUUGUGGACAGAUGUAAGCUAGCGCAAAAUCUAAAUCGCUCGAAAAAUUGUCCUUCUGAGGAUAAUGAACGAAACACUUAUUUUGAUUUGAAUAGAGGAUCUUUUGAUGUUCUCGACAUAGUACAAGGCACUGGGAUACUAGAGGUAUCUUUGAUGUUUUAUGGAGGUUAUUCUAAUAAAACAAUUGGUAUUACAUUUGAAGAUGAUAAUAAUUCUACUCAAAACGAAAACAGCUAUCAGAUUUAUUAUGAUUUAUCUUCUGCAUAUAUAUUUGCUGUAUUAGGUUAUUUCGCAACAACUUUAAUUUUUAUUGUUAAAGCAUCAGCGCGUGAAUUCAAAGAUCGUCUUAUAAAUGGAAGAUGGCAAUUUUAUCAAUAUUGUAACUUAGCUUUUGGUAGCUGGGACUUUUGCAUUCACAAUGAAAAAUCCAGUAUAAUUAAACAUAAAGCAGUAUUUAAUGAGCUAAAAAGCUCCAUUCACUCUAAACGAAUAGAAACAGAAAGAAAUAAUCGUUCAAAUGAUUACAUGUUAAAAGUUAUCAUGAUAAGAAUUGUAAUUAAUUUCUUAGUUUUUAUAGCAUUAAUACUCUCAGCUUAUGUAAUAUAUUUACUAUUUAAUAUCAGUUUGAAACGAGAUCAUGGUAAAUUUAGUAAUGUUGAUUAUGGAGAAGAAAAUCCAUUUGAUUCUGUUAAUGCUAGUCGAAGCUCCUCACUUCAACUUUUUGAAUUGUUCUUUGAUUUCGCACCUUACAUAUGUAUUGUUUGCUUAAAUCUUAUUAUGCCAGUAUUUUUCAAAUAUUUGUGUAAUUUUGAAAAAUAUUCUCCCUUGUUUGUGAUAAAAAUCAGUCUUAUCCGUAUGAUAUUUCUUCGACUCGCAUCUCUUUUUAUUUUACUGAGUCGGUUUUAUUAUAUCGUAAUACCGAAUUCGGAAAAAAAUUCAAGAUCUACUUCAUAUAAUUGUUGGGAAACAUUUGUUGGUCAACAGUUUUACAAACUUGUUUUAACAGAUUUUGUUAGUCAUUUGUUUGUAACAUUUUGCUUCAACUUCCCUCGUGCUAUAUUGGCAAUAUACUUUAAUAAUAAUAUCGUCAAAUUUGCUUGUGAACAAGAGUUUGAACUAUCAAAACAUGCUCUGGAUAUUGUAUAUUUGCAAACGAUUUGUUGGAUUGGAAGCUUUUAUAUGCCUUUUUUGCCGGGUUUAGUAUUAGGAAUUAUGUUUCUAAUGUUUUACGUUAAAAAGUUUCAAUGUCUCGUUAAUUCGAAACCUACAAAAAUACUAUAUGGUACUUCAAGAUCUAAUUCGCUUUUCAUGUCUGUCUUGUUGAUAUCUUUUGUUGUAUCCGUAAUUGUAUUAACCUAUGCAUUCGCUGAAGUAUCACCUUCUGAAUCAUGUGGAUCGUUUAGAGGUUUAAACACAGUUUGGGAUGCACCUUUGUCUUCAUUUAUGAGAAUGCCAAUUUUUUUCAAAAAUUUUGUUUUCUUUUUCGGAACGCCAGGAUUUGUUAUACCUUGCUUUUUCGUAUUGACUUUAUUACUUUAUUACUUCUACGCGGUGUCUGAUGCUAAUAAAAACAUGGUUGAGGUUUUGAAGAAUCAAUUGGUAUUAGAGGGACAUGACAAAAAAUUUCUAUUAACUCGACUUUUAUUAACUCAUCAAGAUACACAAGAAUAAAGCCCUACAGAUAAUUCAAUUUUAAUACUUAAACAGCAUAUACAUAUACAAGAAAAAUUAUAAGAUCUCCAAAUAUAACUAAACAUAAAAGAUGUGUUUUUAUACUAUGAACACUAAGGUAGGAAAUAAAAAAUCUUUAGUGGCCAGAAUCCACGCGAUACCCGAAAUUUUUAAAAAACCAAAAUUAAUAAUUAAUAAAGAACUAAACAUUAAAUGGUGAAAUUUUAAAAUUAUUUCACACAAAUUUAUUAGAUGGUGGCUAAACCUACUAAGGUAAGACUUACAAAUCCUAGUUGUGUCCCUUAUAAUAAACUUAUACAUAUGUACAUAUACAAUUAUAAUAUAAAAUUUGUGAAAAUAAAAAGAGAAACAUUUGGAUUUUCUUGUGAAUACGAUUUA